ACAGGCGAGGCGUGUGUGUGUGUGUGCAACAGAGACAGAAUAAGAAACGCGGCAACGGCGAUUAAGCGCAAACGAAAACGGGCAAAUACGCAGCAAAUAAAACAAAAAUAAUAAAAAAAAAUACAACAAUAAGAGCUGUACACGAAAACAACAGCGGCAACAAAACCAAAUUGUUUAAAAUUGUUUUGGCCAAUUAAAUUGCGUGUCGUUUUUCACUAGUGUGUGUGUGUGUGUCAGAGUCUGCCAAAGCUAGUGUGUGUGCGUGUGUUUAUAGAGCAUCCGGUAAAGGUAAAUGCAGCGACGCAAAAAUGUGCAGCCUAACGCAGCAGGAUUUACACGAUCUAUUGGAAAUUUUCGAAAAAAAGUCAUUCGAGGCGGUGGCCUUUGAGGAAGGAUCGCCGGAGUACGCCAUCUCCAAAAAAUGUGAAUACCUGUUCAAAAUGGACUACAGCCUAAUUGAGCUGGAUAACACGAACGGGCUGCUCAGUCCACGCUAUCCUGGACGCAUACUCAUACCAGAAUACGAGCACGGUCAUAUGGCUAAGACGUUGAUACCGGGUAAUGGACUAUUUGGCGGGGGAGGAGGAUCCUCGGGGACAACAGCCACAGCGACGCCCCUGAACAGCAGUGCUGGAAGUAAUUGCAGCAACGGCAGCGAUAAUGGUGCAGGCGUGGGUAUCCAGGCAUUCGUUACCUUUGCCAAUCCUCUCCAGAAACAACAAACACAACAGCAGCAGCAGCAACAACCACAAACAGCAACAACUCAGCCACAACAGAAUACAAUUUAUGAGGAUCAGUAUGAUAUACAAAGAAUGCGGGAACUGGUUACAAUGGCCAAAUAUGCAAGGUGUCGACAAAGAUUCGCUGUGCCCGUGAUCAUGUACAGGGGCAAAUAUAUAUGCCGAUCGGCCACAUUGUCGGUCAUGCCAGAGACAUAUGCCAACUAUGCCUACAAUUGCCUCAGCGGCGGCACCUAUGCCCCGCCAAAUGGUGAUGAGAAUGAUGCGGACUCUACAGAUGAAUCUUUGAUCAAUCAUAUCAAUGAUCAAACGCAAUUCAGUUACGACGAGGUGAUCAAAAGUGACAUUCAACUGCUCCAUACCCUAAAUGUAUCCACCAUAGUCGACUUAAUGGUUGAGAAUCGAAAGAUCAAAUAUUUUAUGGCUGUUUCCUCAUCGGAGAAAGCCGAUCCGAAUAAACAUUACAAGAGCUUCAAUUUGCUAUCCCUGCCCUACCCUGGUUGUGAAUUCUUUAAGAAAUUUCGCGACAACAACUACAUGGCCAAGAAUCUGCAUUAUAAUUGGAAGCAGUCGUUCAAUGAUGCGAAUAUUAAUAUACCCAAUUUGGGACCUGCUGCCGAUAUUGAUAUUAUAUGGCCAGAAUAUAGAGAAUGGGAUUUGGUUACCAUAACUCAAAACUAUUUACGUGCCACUCUCAAGUAUAUACAAGAGGAUAAUUCUGGACUACUGAUUCACUGCAUCAGUGGAUGGGAUCGCACUCCGCUAUUUGUAUCACUAGUCCGUCUGUCACUGUGGGCCGAUGGACUUAUCCAUCAGUCAUUAAAUGCUCUGCAAAUGGCCUAUCUAACAUUGGCCUACGAUUGGUAUUUAUUCGGCCAUCAACUGCCCGAUCGCCUGAAACGUGGCGAAGAUAUUAUGUUCUUUUGUUUCCAUGUGCUAAAAUUUAUAACCGAUGAGGAAUUCAGCAUAGUGGAGCACAGAAAAAGGACCAAGACAUCAAGCAGUAGUGGGAGUAGUGUCAUUGUCAUUAAAUCCGAUUGCUGUGAUGAUGAGCCGCUCAAAGAAGAUUAUAUUUUGGCCUUUGAUCAAGAUAGCAACGAUAGCUACUCGAAUUGUUCAAACUGUGAUAUGUCCAUUACCGACAAUUUUUAUGCCACAUCAGUGCCACAAUCCACAGCCACUCCUGCAACAAAUAAUCCAUUGACCAAUCGUUCGCCAAAUCCGAAACGUUCCCGCACUAGCCCUAUUUCAGUGCCUGGAUCGAAUGCCCGCCAGCGACAAGAAUCGACAUCUUCGAACGGCAGUUGGCAAGUGGUCACCGAUACGGGUUCAAUAGAUUCCAUGAUGAAUGGCAGUUAUAUGAUGCGAUUUGUGUCCCAGCAACAUCAACAACAGCAGCAGCAGCAGCAGCAGCAAACCUCCUUAGAUGGCGUCAGCGGUGGCGGCGUCUCCUCUAACAUUCCUAUAUGCAAUGGCAGCAAUGGCUAUCAUUGUAGCAUAUCCCAUCAUGGCAGUGGAAGUGGAAGCGGCAGUGGUGGCAGUGGGAGCAGCAAUAGCAUAACGCACGGUUUCGCAAAUGGUUCCUCCAAAGAUAUUGGCGUCGGUGGCACUUCGAUGGCCUCCAAGCAGUGCAUCAAUUUACGCAAGCAACGUCUUAAUGCUGUCCGCGCCAUCUUCAUUCAGGCAUAUGGAAAAACAAUUGGACUGAAAUUCAAAGAAGGCUCCUCCAUGAACCUGGCCACCUUUAUAGGAAACUUGGCGGAUCAAUUAUUCUGAGACUUCAAUACCCGCCUCCGCCCCCCGCAAUACCUUUCCGUCUUGUUGAACUCUUAUUUGUUGGAUUUUUAUUUUCCUUUUUACUCCAUCCUUCCUUCUUCUUCUCGCUUGUUAGUUUGCGUGUUAUCCGAAGUGUGUAUGCGUGUGCUGUGUGUGUGUAUGUGCAUGUGCUAAGCUUUUUUUUUUAUAAAAUGUUAAUUUUGAAAUGUUCAUUAUUGUGACUGUUGUUGAGAAUUUGAUUCAUCCAUUGAUCGUAUAUUGUAGUAGUCCAACUAUCUCCAAGCUCUGCAGUUAAAUCCUGAGCUCGCCUCAUACACCGGCUUAUUCGCAGAUCGCAAAUCGAAAUUUAUAAUAAUCCACAUGAGAUAAUAAAACAACAAAUUAUAAGAAUGGUUUGUGUUGAAUCGAACUCUAGCUUUAGGUUGUAAUUUAUAGUAAUUGUAUUUUUUAAUGAUAAUAUUAAUAAACAAAAAAAUAAAAUAAAA
This is a messenger RNA of Drosophila willistoni, 3001 nucleotides long. It is a transcript of the gene EDTP, whose product is annotated as myotubularin-related protein 14. Gene Ontology annotation, biological process: dephosphorylation. Lineage: Eukaryota; Metazoa; Arthropoda; Insecta; Diptera; Drosophilidae. The coding region runs from base 309 to 2516 and encodes 735 amino acids. The transcript has 5 exons. Gene Ontology annotation, molecular function: phosphatidylinositol-3-phosphate phosphatase activity. The record is from RefSeq and is a predicted model, not a curated record.